Messenger RNA from Anopheles nili, 1044 nucleotides. Its product is annotated as brachyurin-like. The coding region runs from base 17 to 829 and encodes 270 amino acids. NCBI's taxonomy places the organism in Eukaryota, Metazoa, Arthropoda, Insecta, Diptera, Culicidae. Gene Ontology annotation, biological process: proteolysis. Gene Ontology annotation, molecular function: serine-type endopeptidase activity. The transcript is spliced from 2 exons. The record is from RefSeq and is a predicted model, not a curated record.
GUGGUCUGUAUCAAUCAUGAAACUGUUCGCAGUCGUCGUUUUGGCUUGCUUGGCCGCGGCUCAGGCACGGGAGAUCAGCUAUCAGUCGAUUGUUCCGCUGCGUGAAGCUCCCCGCAGCUCGCGUAUCGUCAACGGAUUUCCUGCUACCCCCGGUCAAUUCCCCUAUCAGGUGUUCCUGUUAGGCGCAACCGGUGGUGGAAACCUUGCCUGUGGUGGUUCCCUGAUUUCGGCCGAAUGGGUCCUGACCGCUGCUCACUGUCAAGUAGGAGUAUCUCAGUUCACGGUUCGUGCUGGAACUAACAACAUCAAUGAAGGAACUGUUCGUACCUCGAACCUGAUCAUCAUCCAUCCCGCCUACAAUCCGAGCAACCUGAACAAUGACAUCGGUCUGAUUCGUUUGAGCGAGCCAGUUCCGCUGGGAGGAAACAUUCAGGCUGUUGCUCUCCCGGAAUCCGAUUUGGCUGAAACUUUCCUCAACCGUGAGGCUACUGUCUCUGGAUUUGGACGUACUAGUGACGCUAUUGCGGGCAUUUCUACUACUCUCAACUUUGUCCACCUGAACAUUAUCUCCAACAUCCAGUGCAUGGGAACAUACGGUGCUGCCACCAUCAUCGAUUCCACUGUUUGUGCCGUCGGUCGCGAUGCUGCCAACCAGGGUACUUGCAACGGUGACUCCGGUGGCCCGCUUACUGUCACUGAAAAUGGCCAGUCGCUCCAGAUCGGUGUCGUGUCGUUCGUCGCUGCCAUCGGCUGUGAAGCAGGUCUACCAUCUGGAUAUGUGCGUACCACUCACUUCCGCAACUGGAUUCGGGAGCAGUCCGGAGUCUAAAUUCAAGAUCCGGCUAACAAACAACACUGAUGAGAGUUUAGCAAUCAUGCCUGGACGUGUACCAUCAACAACAACAUGCACGAAAAGGUUUUUCCAAUAAAAAAAACAUUUUUUUCACAAGCUGUACACAUUUGUUUUGCCCAUUAAAUUUAGUAUACGGCAGUACUGUCGAUCCUAACAAAGUUAAAUUCGACCUGGUAAUAUCGCUUGCACCA